AUGGACGCCUAUCGUGAAUUCAUUGAGCCCACUAGGGUUUCACACUGUAUCGGAUGUAAUUUCAUAUCGCCUACAGUGAAACAUCUUGUUGUCGCUAAGGCUACGUUACUUCAAGUAUUCGAAGUGAUUGACCCUUCAUCAAACGGAUCCUACAAUCUUAGACUCAUUGAACAAUUCAAGCUUCAUGGUAUGGUAACGGACUUAAAGGCUAUUAGAACCGUCGAAAAUCCUCAGCUUGAUUAUAUUCUUGUAGCCACAAAGUUUGCCAAAAUGUCAUUAAUCAAAUGGAAUCACCGUUUCCAUUCGAUUUCCACUGUUUCGCUUCAUUAUUAUGAAAAUUCUAUUCGUGAUUCUACUUUUGAGAAACUUACAAGAACUCAUUUAAUUCUAGAACCAAAUAAUAAUUCAUGUUCAUGUAUGAGAUUCAAGAAUUUAUUGACAUUCCUACCAUUUGAAACUCUCGAAGAUGAGGAUAGUGACAUGGAAGAUGUUGGGAAUACUUCAUUGGUUCCUAGAAAUACUCAUGGUGACAAUUUCGACCUUUAUGGUUCAAGUUUUCUAAUGGAUGCUCAAACUUUAGAUCCAUCUAUUGGUGAUAUCAUUGAUAUGCAGUUUUUAUACAAUUAUAGAGAACCAACCCUUGCAAUUAUAUAUGUCAAUACCUAUACAUGGGCUGGAAAUUUGCCCAAGGUUAAAGAUAAUAUUAAUUUUAUGGUUUUAUCACUUGAUUUGAAAACUAAAACAACAACCACAGUCUUAAAGGUUGAAAAUCUUCCAUAUGAUAUAGAUAGAGUGAUUGCAUUACCUCAACCAUUUAAUGGUAGUUUAUUACUAGGAGCAAAUGAAAUUAUUCACAUCGAUAAUGGUGGGAUCACCAGAAGAAUAGCUGUGAAUAAAUAUACUGAAAGUAUUACUGUCUCAACAAAAAACUACCUUGAUCAAACCGAUUUGAAUCUACAACUUGAAAAUUGUACAAUCGCACCAAUUCCUAACGAUAAUAGGUUAUUGAUGAUUCUAGAACAUGGAGAGUUUUAUUAUAUAAAUUUUGAAGUAGAUGGGAAAUCGAUCAAGAAAAUCUUUUUAGAAAUGGUGAGUCCUGAUUCAUAUCAAGGUGUACAAUUCAACUAUCCUGAACAUAUUGUAUCACUUGAUAAUAGCUUGAUAUUUGCUAGUAAUAAGAAUGGUGAUAGUCAUCUAUUAGAAUUGAAGUAUGACAAUGACAUUCUGGUGGAAAAUAACGAAUCUCUGGAAGGUAAUGGUAACGUCAAAGACGACGAUGAUGAUGAUGAUUUAUAUGAAGAAGACAACGUUUCUCAGAAGACUGUCAUUAAGAAGGGACUGAUUGAGUUUGUUUUGCACGAUUCUUUAAGAAAUAAUGGACCAAUUUCAAAUUUUACUCUUGGACAUUUCUCCACCGAAAAAUUCAAAGCAAAUUUAAUAAAUCCAAACCAUAAAGAAAUCUCAAUUGUUAGUACUUCAGGUUCAGGUUCUCAAGGUGCAUUAAACAUCUUUACUCCAAGUGUACAACCUAUUAUUAAAUCUUCUUUGAGUUUUUCACAAAUUAACAGAAUGUGGACUAUUUCCAAGAAAUACUUAAUAACAUCUGAUGAUAUUAAUUCUAAAUCAGAAAUUUUCCAAAUAAAUAAGUCAUUUGCAAGAUUAGAUUCUAAAGACUUUAUUAAUAAUGAAUCAACAAUUUCUAUGUUCGAAAUGGAUGAUGCUAAAUUUUGUGUUCAAAUAACCCCAAAACAUGUUGUGUUGUAUAAUCAUAAAUUCAAAAAAGUAGCAUCACUCGAAAACGAGUUAUCAGACUAUGAACUGGAAGAUAUAAUCUUUGGUACGUUAAGUGAUGAGUUCUUAUUGAUUACAUUGUCUAGUGGUGAAGCAAUGAUCUUUUCCGUCAAUACUUAUAGUGAAUCUUUCACAAAGAUAAACUUACCUAAAAUCUUAUCAGAUACAAUUAUUACAACUGGUUAUAUUACAAACUCACAUUUACUUAAUGCUGUACUGAAGGAUAUCAAUAUAUUAUUGAACCGUGGUGUGAAAAGAAGACAUAAUAGUACCACGGCUGUUAAUGAAGAAAAGAAUUCUGAUUUAGGUCCAAAGACUAAAUUAUUUGUUUUAGUUACAGGUGAGAAUAGAAUUAUUGUCUUCAGUAGAUUCCAUAAUGAAAAAUGUUAUCAAUUAAAUGAUAUUGAUAAAUUUUCUAAGCAUUUAUCAUUAGGUUUUUUCGAACCUAAGGAUACUUUCCCAGACCCGUUUAUCAAACAAGUGAUUUUGGGUGGGUUGGGAGAUAACCAAUCUAUCAAUGAUGAAUAUUUAACUGUUCUUACUAUUGGAGGUGAAGUUAUUCUUUAUAAGUUGUAUUUUGAUGGAGAAAACUAUCAGUUCAUUAAGCAACAAAAUUUAAGAAUUACUGGUGCCCCGGAAAAUGCAUACCCUGCAGGGACUACUAUUGAAAGAAGAUUAGUAUAUAUCCCUAAUUGUAAUGGAUAUUCAUCCAUAUUUAUAACAGGUACUGUCCCAUAUUGGAUAUCAAAAACGUCGCAUUCGAUUCCAAGAAUCUUCCAAUUUUCCAAAAUUCCAGCAAUUUCAUUUUCAUCUUAUUCGGAUAGUAAAAUAUCAAAUGGAUUUGUCUUCCUUGAUAAUAAUAAGAACGCUAGAAUUGGUGAAAUUCCUACUGACUUUAACUAUGAUAAUAAUUGGCCGCUGAAACGGAUUGAAAUGAAAGAAACAGUCAAGAGUAUUACUUUCCAUGAACUGUCCAAUACAUUUGUUAUAUCGUCAUACACCGAAAUUCCAUAUAAUUGUAUUGACGAAGAAGGUAAACCUAUCGUUGGUACUGAUGAUACAAAACCUCCUGCAACAUCUUAUAAAGGAUAUAUCAAAUUGUUAUCGACGUUCAAUUGGUCGAUAAUUGAUACAAUUGAACUAGCAGAGAAUGAAGUUGGUAUGUCUGUUAAAUCUAUGGUUCUUGAUGUUGGAAUUUCAUCCAAAAGGUUUAAGAAUAAAAAGGAAUUCAUAGUCGUUGGUACCGGGAAGUAUCGUAUGGAAGAUUUAGCUGCCAAUGGAAGUUAUAGAAUCAUUGAAAUUAUUGACAUUAUUCCAGAACCAGGCAAACCAGAAACUAACCAUAAAUUCAAAGAAUUUUUCAAAGAAGAUACAAGAGGUGCAGUGACUUCAAUUUGUGAAGUCAGUGGUAGAUUUUUGGUCAGUCAGGGUCAAAAAAUCAUCAUUAGAGAUUUACAAGAUAAUAGCGCUAUUCCAGUUGCAUUCUUAGAUACAUCUGUUUAUGUAUCCGAAGCUAAAAGUUUUGGUAAUCUUUUAAUCUUGGGUGAUUCUUUAAAAAGUAUUUGGCUUGCUGGGUUUGAUGCAGAACCUUUUAGAAUGAUUAUGUUGGGUAAAGAUUUACAGUCUUUAGACGUAUGUUGUGCGGAUUUUAUUGUAAGAGAUGAAGAUAUAUUCAUUUUACUUGCCGAUCUGAAUAAUGUUUUGCAUGUUCUUCAAUAUGAUCCUGAUGAUCCAUCAUCAUCAAAUGGUCAACGACUUAUUCAAAAGUCUUCAUUUAAUGUUAAUUCUAAUACAACUUGUUUGAGAUCUCUUCCUAAAAAUGAAGAAAUUAAUCCUACGAGCUUAGAUAACUUUCAAUGUAUUGGAUCUACUAUAGACGGCUCAUUCUUUGUUGUAUUCCCAAUUAGUGAGGCUACCUACAGAAGAAUGUAUAUUUUACAACAACAAAUCAUUGAUAAAGAAUAUCAUUUCUGUGGUUUAAAUCCAAGAUUAAAUAGAUUUGGUGAUUUAAGAGUGACUGCAAAUGAUAUUAAUGUUAAACCGCUCUUAGAUUAUGAUGUCAUUCUGGUCUUUGCCCAUCUUACAGAAGAUAGAAAGAGAAACCUUUCUACAAAAGCUGGUUCAAAUAUGUAUCAAGAAAUUUGGAAAGAUCUUAUUGAAUUCGAAAAUGUUUUAAAGAAUCUUUAA
[Candida] anglica is the source of this 3978-nucleotide messenger RNA. The record is from the annotation of a GenBank genome assembly. NCBI's taxonomy places the organism in Eukaryota, Fungi, Ascomycota, Pichiomycetes, Serinales, Debaryomycetaceae.